CUAGUCUAUAGUGAUCUGUGAAUAUAAUAGUCUGUGUCUCUGUGUUGUGAUCGAAAUUUGAAAAUAAUUUCAAUAAAUCAUAAGUUUAAAUAAUUUUUAAUAGACUAAUAAUACUUUGAAACGAAUUUCUUUAAUAAUUAAAACAGAAGUAUAAUAUAAUUUAUAAUAUUACCAAUUACAAUGAAUGAUAAAAUUGAUUUGUCAACCAUUGAAACUUUAUCAUGCAAGCAACAAGUAGUGAGAGCCGUUCGCUUUAAUAUUGAUGGGGCGUACUGUCUGACUUGUGGUGCUGACAAAAAAAUUAAACUAUGGAACCCUUACAGUAAGUUAUUAUUAAAAACUUAUGGUGGACAUGCGAACGAAGUGCUAGACGCCGCCGGUUCAUGUGACAGCAGUCAUAUUAUAUCAGGAAGCGCCGAUAAAUCUGUUAUUCUAUGGGAUGUGACCACAGGGCAGCCUUUACGAAGAUAUCGUGGCCAUGCAAGUUCCGUAACAUGCAUAAAGUACAAUGAAGAAUCCACAAUGGCUGUCUCCGGGUCCAUAGACAACACAGUUUGUUUUUGGGACGUUAUAAGCAGAAGGCAAGAGCCUGUACAGGUUUUAAAAGAUGCUAAAGACACUAUAACCUCUGUGCAGGUUACUGACCAUGAAGUUUUGACCUCAUCAGUAGACUGUCACACACGUUUGUAUGACUUGAGAGUUGGGAAAAUGUUAUCUGACUACAUUGGACAUGUAGUCACAUUUGCUAGUCUAACACACGAUGGCCAAUGUUACAUAUUGAGUUGUGCAGAUAGUACAAUAAAGUUAUUUGACAAGGACUCCGGGGAACUAUUAAAUACCUUUUCUGGCCAUGACAGUAAAGAUUAUAUGUUAGAAAAUGCAGUAAAUGAAAAAGAUAGUCAUAUCAUAUCUGGAUCAGCGUCCGGAGAAGUCUUUUAUUGGGACUUAGUUUCUAGUACUUGUACACAGAAAUUAGUUCAUAGUAACAAAAAGCCAGUUGUAUCACUAAGCCAUCACCCUACAGAUAAUUAUUUGUUAACAGCCUGUGAAGAUGAAGUCAAACUAUGGGGUGUUCCCAAAAUGGAAGAAUAAAUAAAUUAUAUAGA
Messenger RNA from Bicyclus anynana (squinting bush brown), 1106 nucleotides. RefSeq names its product WD repeat domain-containing protein 83. Gene Ontology annotation, molecular function: protein binding. Bases 181 to 1092 code for a protein of 303 amino acids. The record is from RefSeq and is a predicted model, not a curated record. The transcript has a single exon. NCBI's taxonomy places the organism in Eukaryota, Metazoa, Arthropoda, Insecta, Lepidoptera, Nymphalidae. Gene Ontology annotation, cellular component: catalytic step 2 spliceosome. Gene Ontology annotation, biological process: mRNA splicing, via spliceosome.